Molecule: messenger RNA, 1593 nt
Organism: Colletotrichum paranaense
Lineage: Eukaryota; Fungi; Ascomycota; Sordariomycetes; Glomerellales; Glomerellaceae
Product: AFG1-like ATPase
Exons: 3
Coding region: 1-1593 (530 amino acids)
Biological process (GO): protein quality control for misfolded or incompletely synthesized proteins
Cellular component (GO): mitochondrion; cytoplasm
Molecular function (GO): ATP hydrolysis activity; ATP binding
Source: RefSeq, a predicted model, not a curated record
AUGCGCCGUGCAGCUGCAUCCUCACUUCCCCUCCGCCGAGUGGGCGCAUCGCUCAACGGCUCUGCCGCCCCAACCCGAGGCAUCACAGAGCAGGCCGUCAACCGACGCUCCCUUUGCACAACUUGCCUUGCCAAUAGACACAACACAAGCGCUGGAAGGUUGCGUCCGCUACCGAGUAUUCUUACGCAACAAACCAGAAAUGGGGGCCAGAGGAGGACGGCUUCGGCGGUAGCGACAGCGACAGAGGGAAACAGGGGUAUCAUCCAGAGCCUCCAGCACCUCCACGACGAGCUGGUCAACUACCAUGCGCCCGAAGUGAAGCAGCCGACUCUCGAGUCCAUCAAGCCCGCAAAGUCAAUGUUCGGAUCCUGGUUCGGCGGGGGAAAGGCUGCCGAGGCUGCGAUAGGAGCGAUCCCGAGCAACUUGCCCCGCGGGCUGUACCUCUUUGGCGAUGUCGGUAGCGGCAAGACGAUGCUCAUGGAUCUGUUUUACGACACGCUGCCGAGCUCCGUCAAGACCAAGACGCGCAUCCACUUCCACAACUUCAUGCAGGAUGUCCACAAGCGGCUACACAAGAUGAAGAUGCAGCACGGCAACGACGUCGACGCCGUUCCCUUUGUGGCAGCGCAGAUCGCGGCGCAGGGCAACGUUCUCUGUUUCGACGAGUUCCAGUGCACCGACGUGGCAGACGCCAUGAUUCUGAGAAGACUACUAGAAGCGCUCAUGUCACAUGGCGUCGUACUGGUCACGACAUCGAACCGACACCCCGACGAACUCUACAAGAACGGCAUCCAGCGAGAAUCCUUCAUUCCCGCGAUCAAGCUGCUCAAGAGCAGGCUCCAUGUCAUCAACCUGGACUCCCCGACAGACUACCGCAAGAUCCCGAGACCGCCCUCGGGCGUGUACCACACCCCGCUCGACGCGCACGCGACCUCCCACGCCGAGAAGUGGUUCCGCUUCCUCGGCGACCCGGAGAACCCGGAGCCGCACCCGGAGGUGCAGAACGUCUGGGGCCGCGAGAUCCACGUGCCGCGCGUGAGCGGCCGCUGCGCGUGGUUCACCUUUGACGAGCUCAUCGGCAAGGCCACGUCGGCGGCGGACUACCUCGAGCUGGUGCGCAACUACGACGCCUUUGUCAUCACCGACUGUCCCGGCAUGACGUACCGCCAGCGCGACCUCGCCCGACGCUUCAUCACCUUCAUCGAUGCCGUGUACGAGUCGCACGCGAAGUUGGUGCUGACAACGGAGAAGCCGCUGACGGAGCUAUUCGUCUCCCGCGCCGAGCUAGAGGAGUCGUUGGAGAAGCAAGGGAAGAAGGAUGAGGCCGGACAGCAGCAGAGCGGCGGUGAUACCGCGGCGGCGACGCAUCUCCUGGAGGACCUGGACCAUAAUAUUGAUUCCAUCAAGGGCAUGUCGGGCCUGUUCUCGGGAGACGAGGAGGCGUUUGCGUUUGCGCGCGCGCUGUCGCGUCUGAGUCACAUGGGCAGCAAGGAGUGGGUUGAGCGCGGUAUGGGGUUGGAGCAGCAGGGCGGCAAGAAGGAGCGCGACGACUGGGCCAAGGUCCGGAGUCGGCAGAUGGAGGACAGCAUGUAG